Molecule: messenger RNA, 1736 nt
Organism: Daktulosphaira vitifoliae (grape phylloxera)
Lineage: Eukaryota; Metazoa; Arthropoda; Insecta; Hemiptera; Phylloxeridae
Exons: 2
Coding region: 501-1736 (411 amino acids)
Source: RefSeq, a predicted model, not a curated record
GCUCCGUGUAUUGAGAACCGUGACAACCUUGUGUCAUAAAUUAUAUGACUAUUGAUUCUUAUACUUUUUAUGUUCGACCAUUUUUCAAAUUUUUAUUUUACUGAAUAUCUUUAAACCUUCGAAAAAUAUGAAGGAAAAUAAUCAAAUAACAUAAUUUAUUAAAAUAAAACUGACUACUUUAUUUUUUUUUUUAAUGAAUACAGUUAUUAGGAUUUUUAAACCAUUUGGGUAACAAUGAAUUUUUGAUACAAUAUGAACUUCAAAUUAUGUACAUACCUACGUCAUUAAAAUAACUAAAAUAAUUUUACUAUUAUUAAAUCAAUUUUACACAGAAAUAUCAAACUUAACAUAUUAUAAGGCGCUGAAUAGUUGUUAUAAAAUAGAUACAAGUCGUUUUUUUUCUAUUUCAAUAAAAUACAACCAGUAUUAGAAAAGAGUUUAAAAUUAUUUUACAUAAAAGUAUAUCAUAUAAUAAAUUUCAUUUUAUAAAAUAAAAAAACAUGUCGAAGAAAUAUAUUUUUUAUGAGUUUUUCUUAUUUUGGCAAUUAAGUCAAGUUUUAGGUGUUUAUUAUGAUACUCAAUGUGAAGAUUUUAAAAAAUACGUUAUUAACUCAUUAAACCACAUUCGUGUUCAAAAUGGAUGGGCCUCAAUUCAUCAACCAGAAAUUAAACUUGAGCACUUAACAAUUAAUACCGAAACCGUAACAAGUCAAAUUAUCGAUGAAAGUAACUUUAUACAAAAACUCUACUAUAUAACUUACCUAUUAAAUUGUCAAUUUACCAAUACAAUGCAAACUUUCAAUGUAAUGUUAGGCCUUGUUUUAAAUAAGUGUGAAGUUAAAUAUUUAAUAAAUAAACAAUAUGAUCAAUUGGAAUAUUGCACAAGGCUAAUUAUUUACAUUUUUAAUUUUUCAAUAAAUAUGUUUAAAGAAAUGUUGAAAGUAUUAAAAUAUCUCGACAAAAUCGAUCUACGAAUUAUAGACUCGACUAUGGUUACUAUUAAAACUGUAGAUGAUGAAAUAAAUCAUUUUCACACAUAUGCAAUUGAGUUAAGUAAUAUUUCAUUAUUUGAACUACCUAGUACUUUUAAUUGGGUCAAUACUUUUGAAAACAUAAAACAUUUUAAUAAAAAAGCGGAAUUAAUGAUAUCAAAUCUCUACAAAAAUAGAAAAGUGUGUGGGACAGAACACGAAAGUUCCAUUUUAGACAAAUUAUUGAUGAAAUACAAUAUCGAUCAAAUGGAAAAAAUGGUAGAGGACUCCAACGAAUUUAUCAAUGAUAUUUUUAAAGAUCUUGAAUUAUAUUCUACCGGAAUAAUUGAAAAUUGUUAUUCAAAAUUGGGAUUUGAGCAUCUAGAAAGUACAAAUACGUUCGUGUAUAUUCAUUCCAAAAGAAGGAUAUACGGCUAUAAUGAAGGAAUUGUAUUGUGUAAUCAUUUUAUUUCUCAGACUGGUUGGAUGUCAUGGAAACAUAUAUCUGUUAAAACUGAAUUUACAAAUGGAAAAUCACUUUAUUUCAAAGACAUUAUAUCUACAGUUGAUAAGGAAAAUUAUUAUUUUGUGCGGACAUAUCUUUCACUUAUUUUAAGAUGUCGCUAUAUUGAAAUAUUUCAUAAUUUUAAUAUAAUGUUGGGACAUAUAGUUAAUGUUUGUAAAUAUGAAAAUAAAAUGAAUUGUGCAGUUAAGCUUUAUGAAACACUUAUGACAUCCGAUGACAUGUUUAAAAAUAUGUUNUGA